This is a messenger RNA of Haliotis rufescens (red abalone), 2634 nucleotides long. RefSeq names its product endothelin-converting enzyme 2-like. Gene Ontology annotation, molecular function: metalloendopeptidase activity. NCBI's taxonomy places the organism in Eukaryota, Metazoa, Mollusca, Gastropoda, Lepetellida, Haliotidae. The coding region runs from base 448 to 2634 and encodes 728 amino acids. Gene Ontology annotation, cellular component: plasma membrane. The transcript is spliced from 11 exons. Gene Ontology annotation, biological process: protein processing. The record is from RefSeq and is a predicted model, not a curated record.
CUUACCAGGGACAUCCGUAGCAUGAAAAUAUUUCCAUCGGGCCCUUCAAUACCCAAUUCAGAAGGCUGUUGAUCAGGUCCGAUAAUCAAACAGCCUCACACCGAUCUGUGAUUUCCAGCACAGGAACCUGCGAGAGGCUCCCCCGGUCGCCGAGAGCGCGCGGGUGUCUGUCAGCCGCCACUGGUUCAUCGUCUGCUCGGUAUUGAAUGCUGCCAACUUGAGACGAGAUCACUAGCUCCGCAUUGCAUGACGGUCCCCGGGAAGUGUAACUUUGGUCUUGAGUCGCAAAGUUACUGUUAUCUUCUGCUACUCAAACAGUUCUGUCAUAUGGGCGUCUUCGAUCAGUGGGCAGCGGGCGAGGGAGCUCGGUGGUAGUCAAACAUUGACGUCUGCUAGCCAACACGUCUGUUUGGUAUCGUGGUCUGUCUACACUUGUAAGUAGCCGUUAUGACCAGACGGACAUCGGAGAAAUACGGGGUGGUUUUUACAGUGGCGGGAGAUGAUACAUGUGACAGUCAGGAGGAGACGUGUAUAACGUUCAGGGACCCAAACCUCACGGAGACUUCCCGGACUGUUCACGGGGGGUCGGAGAGCCCGGACUCGCUCCCCUCCCCGUCCCACUGGAGGGAAUCCCACGAGUUCGGGAAGGUUCAUGAGAAGCAACGGGAGACCAGAGAGAGGUGUUUGUGUUGUCUUUUCUGCUUCUUCCUCCUGUCCACGGCCAGUCUGACCGCUCUGGUCCUCCUUUUGUACACUGGUCACUUCAGUCUAAGUGACCACCUCGACCGGCCUUCGGCUAACGGGCCCCCUGGAUCGUCGUCUCUUAACGUUACGUACUUAGGGGAAGGUCUCGCCAAGAAAGCGCCUCAGGUUUGCAAGAGUCCGGAGUGUAUAGAGACAGCCGGCAGCGUUCUCGCCAGGAUGAACCUGUCAGCACAACCCUGCCAGAAUUUCUACAGUUUUGCAUGCGGUGGCUACAUCGCCCGGACACGGUUGACGUGGAACAAAACUAGGAUCCGUGAGAUCCCAGAUGAACUGCCCCACAGAUACAAGACAUACCUCAUAGAUACGCUGUCCAGUGGCCAGGAAACCAGUGACAGUCCUGCCUUGAAGGCUCUGCGAGCGGUAUUCAAGUCAUGCAUCUCCAGAUCAUCAAGGGUCGAUGACGUCACCCGAGUCACAAUGACGGAAUUCUUCCACUCCCUGGGGGGUCUCCACCUGACGAACAACACACGUGACAGCAGUUUCGAUAUGACGUCAUUGCUGGCUAACGUGACGCGACUGUAUGGCGCCACGCCCUUCUUCAAAGUUCUCGUGCACGGACCUAGCAAGAUAUCGCUUAUCAAUCGCUACUCGGACCACAUGCUACAUCUCUUGCGAGGCCUAAAUGACGAUGUUGGAAGUUUCCAGUUUCUCCGACCGAGUGACUUCAUACCAAGAUAUUCUCAGAAGAGCAAGUUGAGCGCUUUCAAGACGUUACUGUGGUCGGUUGUGUCGAUGUUGACGGGCAGUCGAGGAGAUGGCGCCGCCAGGGUGGCUGUUGAGGAGGUGUUUUAUUUCCAGCUGGAGCUCAACAAGGUGUUGUACGACGACGACAUCGACUGGACAGAGGAUGACGUCAGAGCCUGUUGGAAAGGCCACAAGUCUCCCAUUCACACACUGGAGACCAACUUUGGAGGAUACCAGCUCAUGUGGUCGGACUUUCUCAUACGGGUACUUGGCGGUGUCGACAUCAACUCCGUCACUGUCUGCCACAUCCACCUUAGUGCGGCCGUGCAGGAGCUGCUCGCCAACACCCCGUCCUACGUCCUCAAGCGCUACAUCCUCAUCCACACACUCCUUAACACCAAGAUCUUCACUCUGCUUCCCAAAUCCAUCUCCUUACGGCGGCAGCUGAGCAUGUUCGGGCGAUAUGGUCAAGAAACAGGAACCGUAGAAGAACAGUGCGUUCAUACAUUGACGCAGCUUCUCCCGAACUCCUUGCUAUGUGAGACAAGUCCGUCUCGGUUUAGUCACGCCCAAUACACCAUGGAGACUGUGUUUUUCAAUCUGAAAAGGUCCUUGUCCGAGACGUUAUCCAUCUUGUUUGGAAUAACUUCAGAUGAGACCUAUAAGAUUGCCAACGAGACGGUGUCUAGUGUGUCGCGCCAGUGGCUGAGCGUGCUGCCCUUGCAGGAGAGUGAUGUCCGCCUCGGCCAGCAGCAGCCGUCUCAUCAGUCGUACCUGGCUAACUUUAUCGGGCUGAUCAAGCUGAGGACGCUGCGGUACAUGAGGGGGGAGGCGCCACGACCAUACAACCCCGUUAUCCCCAGCGUCCUCGGGGUGCUGGCGGGAUGCAAGGAGCUGGGGUUUCCAUAUGGCGGUGUGUGGUUCCCCUCCCCAAACCCCUCCUACAUCCACUACGCCUCCCUCGGCACCUACCUCGCCCGCGACAUCUCUGACCAGCUCGACAUCCAGGUGUUGCUGGACCACUACGCAGACGACAUCCUGAACGACAGCGCGGUUUUGUACCUCGCCAUUAGGCUUCAGUGCCUUGUCGACCUCUACAACAAUUUCGAAAUUCUCCGACAGGGCAACACGGUGUUCAAGGUGAGUCCGACAGGGCAACACGGUGUUCAAGUGAUGAACCUGUAG